UCUCAGCGAGGCCUCCCUGCCCCUCCACCUCCCGCUCGGGCGUCGUUCCCUCCUCGCGGCGCGGCGCGGCGGGGUCAUGGCGUUCACGCUGUACUCGCUGCUGCAGGCUGGGCUGCUCGUCGUCAACGCCAUCGCCGUGCUGCACGAGGAGCGCUUCCUCCGCAACGUUGGCUGGGCAAGUGAUCAAGGGAUUGGAGGAUUUGGAGAGGAACCAGGAAUUAAAGCACAGCUAAUGAACCUCAUUCGAUCUGUACGAACCGUUAUGAGAGUGCCAUUAAUAGCAGUGAACUCCGUUACCAUUGUGCUCCUCCUGUUGUUUGGUUGAAGAUACCUGUUGCAAAAUCUUUUGGACAUCCAAAGAAGCAAGUUGCUAGCCAUCACUGCUCUGAGUUUUCUGGGAUCCAGCACGGUUUAGCUGUCGGUUUGACAUUCAACUUAAAAUAAUAAAGACACUGUUUCUAUUUAUCCUAUUUCCUAAUGUUCACUUUCAGUUUCAUUAAACAAGAUAAUGGGAUCAAUGCAACAGUGCUGCAAAUAUACUGGACUGUGACAAGUUCUGUUGCUGCCUGUUAAUCGCGUUGACUGUUAGAGUAUGCGUCAUAAUGUGUUGCAAUGAGUAUCGAUAGGAUGCGGUUUUUAAAUGUCUUGUUACUCAGGGAUGAAUUUCCUUCAAUAUACUUCGCAAAUUAUUCCUAAAUUAAAAAAAAAAAAAAAGUGAUUCUUAUUUCAGUUACUACCACAGUACUGUUUACCACAGACCUCAUUGUGGUCUACAGCUUCCUCACGAGGGGGAGUGGAGAGGCAGGUGCCAAUUUAUUCUCUUUAGUGACCAGUGAUAGGACCUGAGGCAAUGGUGUCAAGCUGCGACAGGGGAGGUUCAGGCUGGACAUCAGGAAGAGGCUCUUCACUGAGAGGGUUGUCGCACACUGGAACAGGCUCCCCAGGGAAGUAGUCACUGCACCAAGCCUAUCUGAAUUUAAGAAGCGAUUGGACUGUGCACUUAGUCACAUGGUCUGAAUUUUUGGGUAGACCUGUGUGGUGCCAGGAGUUGGACUCAAUGAUCCUUGUGGGUCCCUUCCAACUUGGGAUAUUCUAUGAUCCUAUGAUUUAAGGGAAUGUGGAUUAGGCUCCAAACAUGUUAAAAAUUAUUGAAGUCUCGUGAUAGUGAGGGAGAUAAAACCAGAUGGGUAAAUUUCUGAUUCAAUUCAAAUUGGAAGCAGAGUGUUCUUGGUUUGAUUGAGACUGUGAUUUUUCUCUUGGUGUUCGAUAGCCUUUUCAAAUAGGUAAUGUUUGGUGUGAAGCAGAUGAAAAUAGGUGCGACUGCUAUACAAAAUCUAAAAAUCUGUAUGUAAACCGAGGCAACUCUGUGUUUAUUUAGCAGGUGGUAGUAGUGUUUAGCAUUUGUUACUGUUCUGUCAAGCACUGGUUUUUAUUUUUUUUCUAAAUGUGUUAAACCUGCAUGGUGAGUAGUGUGUUGGAAGUGGGGAACCAUUUGUAUUAUGAGUUUCUGGGUAAUGUGGGAGAAUAAUGUUUCCUUUUCAAAUUCUAUUCUUUGUUUUUUUUAUAAAAAAAAAAAAAAGCAAAUUUGCAGACUCAUCAAUUGCUGCUGCUGCUUCUCCCCCUCUCCAUCUGCCUUUGUUCAUUUAACAACUCACUGAAACUAUGGGUAUCAUCUUGUAGUUGUUUCACAGAGAAUAUUGUUAAGGCCUUUGGCAAGGAUCUUGCCUCAGUUAUGGCUGCUGGGUUAGGUCCUGUGUUAAAUAGCAAGGCUGGGUUUAAGAUUACUGAUCCUCAGAUACCUUUUUAGAAAAGUUAGACUUUUUAUGUCUUUUCUGUUCAGCUUUGCUAAAGUGUCUUAAAUUGUUUUAGCUUAUUUUUCAAGUGGAGAAGGCCAAAGGAAACCUAGCAGUUUCAUUAUUUUUAAACAGCUUAGUUUAUCGUCUCUUCUUCUGAUGUCUUGAUGACUAAAGCGUACAUUGUUGUAUACAAAGAUAAAUCUGUAAAAUGUGUAAAUGAACUUAAUGAUCUCCAAUUCCAGUGUUUUGCAGAGCAGACUAUAUCCAGAAGGAGAGUUUAUAUUUCCUUUUUUUAGUGAAAACCUGUAAAUAAAUUUUGAAUUUCU
Cygnus olor (mute swan) is the source of this 2122-nucleotide messenger RNA. RefSeq names its product immediate early response 3-interacting protein 1. The record is from RefSeq and is a predicted model, not a curated record. Bases 77 to 325 code for a protein of 82 amino acids. Gene Ontology annotation, biological process: endoplasmic reticulum to Golgi vesicle-mediated transport. NCBI's taxonomy places the organism in Eukaryota, Metazoa, Chordata, Aves, Anseriformes, Anatidae. The transcript has 3 exons. Gene Ontology annotation, cellular component: Golgi membrane; COPII-coated ER to Golgi transport vesicle; endoplasmic reticulum membrane.